CGGGCCAAUUUAGUUACAGUUGACACUCAUAAGAGCUGCUUCUGGUGCCAGACGCAUAAUUGACAGAGAACAGUCAGACGGCUUCAUCUUUGCUCACGUUAGAAGUCUCUGUAAUAAUGGACAAGAACGCAGAGGUGUUAGCGUGUGGCGCUUCAAUUAUGAAGGAUGUCUGGGAAAUCCGACUGAGGGAGUAUCGACAGAAGCGGCAGAUGGAAGAGGAGAGGAUACGGAGGAGUGCUUUGGAAAGAAUCAAUCAAGAUUGGCAUGCGCGCAUGACCUCCAAGAUAAAAACCCUGAAGAGACUGGAGAGGAAAGCAAAGCUUCCUGAAGAACCAACCCUUGAUGCACAGAAGGCCAAAAAUACACAUUUGGGAAGACCUCAAGGUUUCCAGAGCAGUCGGAUUCAGAAGCAGGCGGACACGGCAAAGACCACAAAAGCCAGUAAACUGGCCCUGUUACGCCACCUCAACGAAAGCUGCCCGGGGUUGAUGGUUUGGGCAAAGUCCUGGAAGUUCUCUCAACCAUUGCCGAAACCUGAAGAAAAUCCUUGUGUGGUCAACUGGGGACAGUCAUGGAAGUUUCUCAAUCUUCAACCAAACACGGAGAACAAACCCUGGUGUGAUCUUGGUUUUGAUGCCAACAAUAAUAUAAGCACCAAUGAUGUGCUUCUAUGGGAGAAGCUCAGCAAAUCCUUAAACUCUGAGUGGAUUCAGCCAGAUCUGGUCACUGCAGAAUUGGAAAAGUCGUGGAAAUUCACUCAGAAAGCAAGAGAGCCUAAUGAAGGCACAAGUAAUUGUGCAAAUAAAAUCCAAGAGAAAUGUUAUGAGCUGUGGGGGGAAAGUGCACCAGAAUGGCAGGAGUCAUGGAAGUCAACGAAGCAUGUUAAAGAAGCAGAAAUCAGGAUGGACAUUCAGCCAUCAGCUAAUGAGGAAAAGCAAUCUGAAUGUCCCUGGGAUAACUCCUGGAUGUACUUUAAGAAGCAGCUCCAUACAAGUGAUAAUUCAGCUUGGAAAGAAUCUUGGAGGGUUGCAAAUACCACAUCAAGACCAGAGUCGAAAUCAGUGCAGUUUCAAGCAGCGGUGCCUGAGGAGAUGCAUCACGACAUCUACAACAUGAUAAUGAACAUGUCUAGAGAGAUGACGCACGCAAUUCUGUUCGGUGAGAGGGAUCCGCAGCCAUCUGAGUGGGAAAAAUCUUGGAAGACCAUUAAAAAUCAGUCAGAGUAUAAAGAAGAGAUAAAUAAAGCUGAGGUGGAAGUGAAGGUUGAGACACAGAAACCAGACAAUUCCAAACAACAAGCUGAGCGUGUGAAAUUCGACAUACUUGCUUUGCCAAAAAUCCAGAAGAAGCAAGAGAUGCUUCAUUCCCCAAAGGAAAUAGAUUGGAAUGAUUCCUGGAAAAUGUUAAAACGCCACUGUGGAGAGGAACGAGGAUUUAGGAGCCCAAGAGGUCCACUUCAACAAUUACCAACACAAACUCUCAACGAAUGGACUGAUUCUUGGAGAUUCACAAACUUAACUCUCAACCAAGAUGCUGGUUUAUGGGAGCAGGGAUGGUCCACCAAUACUCAGCCUCGGCCUAUUAGAAGAGUGCAAGAAAAUGAGGAUUUCCCACAUAAUGGACCGGCAGGGGUUCGCGUCUGGUCUGAAACCUGGAGGUCCACGAGACGUCAGCAUCUUGCGGAAAGACAAGGAGCAAGCGCAUCAACUCAACCAAUAUGUCGACAUGCAUACGCAAGAUCUGUCGCCGACUGGGAUCAAUCAUGGAAAUCAUCAACUCAUAAGCAUCAUGAUAGACCCUCCAUGACAGAUUGGGCAGAUUCUUGGAGGUUCUCCAACUCUGAAGAUCUCCAACCAGAGUAUUCGUGGUUUGAGAAGUCAAUGGAAAUUAAAGGGAGAAUCUGCAGAGCAUCUAAUGCAUUUCACAGACAUAUGGAUUCCCAAGACUGGAAUGACUCUUGGAGGGUGAAGAAGACGGUUGAUGGACUUGCGCAUCUUAUGAAGAAUGAAGUGCUGGAUUGGGAUAAUUCUUGGAUGUUUUCCAGCACAGGGUUUUAUCAAAGACAAGGUGAAGUUUACUCGAAUUUCCAGACUGAUGUCAGAAGCAAUGCAAUGUUAAAAUCAGUCCAGAUGGAGUGCAGUUCAGAUUGGGUUCGGUCAUGGAAGAUGUCGAACCCACAACCCCCAAAGAACAUCACCUCAUGGGUUGAUGCAAAGUCAUUCAAUGCACAGAACAAUGCAUUGAUGCUAUGGUCGAAACACAAACACAUCAAUUAUUUACCUUCUGCUUUGGUCAAUGACCUGCAGCUGAAUAUCUGGAGCAAGUCUUGGAGGUUCGUGAAGAUGGAUGUUGACUCAAACCUGCGAGGUGAAUCUGUCAAAACGACAAAGAGUCCAGCGGUCAUGUGUUUGAACAUAGAUCAGCAGAAACCGCAGGAGAAGAGAUGGAGCGAUGCAUGUAAAAUAGCCAAGAUGCAAACGAAGCGAUCUAAAUCAAGCCACAAUGAAGACAAACAUGAACAUGAGAUGUUCGCAGAAUGGACUGAAUCUUGGAAAUUCUCAAAUAAUCUAAAAAGCCAUGACCCUGCAAUGGUUUCUGUUUCACUGGGAAAUUGGAGAAACUCCUGGAAGUUUCUCCUUGAGUCGUAUGCGCCAGUGAACGGCCAGUGAGUCGGUAAAGAUUAAAGACUUUGCAGGUUUCAAGAGUGCAGCUCUUCAGAAAUCAUUUAAAAUACAUGACGGAUGAUGUUUUAAAAACUUCUACACAUUCGACCCCAAAUAAAGUUGUUCAUGCAAUUGC
This is a messenger RNA of Danio rerio (zebrafish), 2799 nucleotides long. Lineage: Eukaryota; Metazoa; Chordata; Actinopteri; Cypriniformes; Danionidae. The record is from RefSeq and is a predicted model, not a curated record.